Molecule: messenger RNA, 487 nt
Organism: Bursaphelenchus xylophilus (pine wood nematode)
Lineage: Eukaryota; Metazoa; Nematoda; Chromadorea; Rhabditida; Aphelenchoididae
Source: the annotation of a GenBank genome assembly
AUGUGUUUAUGGAAAGGAAAGAAGCAGAAGUCUCAAACCGCCAAUCCUAACCAACUUCCCUUACAACUCGGUUUGAAUAACUCUCAUCCAAUCACCAGGAUAUCCGAUAAAUCCCCGGACAAAAAGGAAAAAAAGUUGAGAACAGGCAAUGGGCAUGAGUCCAAGGAGAAGUUGAGACGUCUUUCCAGAGAGAAGCCUAAGCUUGACGCCAAGGAGACCAGUGGAAUGAAUCAGGUGCAGGAGAAGCAGCAGAGUAGUGUGUAUUUGGAUAAGGGAAACAAUGAGGACGACAAGGACAAGCUUGUAAGUUAGUCUUAUAAGUCAUACUUUUUAUUGCGGCUUUCAAAGGAUAAUAAUUAUCCUCAAGUCAUUUCAGAAAGACUGCGACGGUGAACAAUUCGAGAAUGGAGCCGUGCCUCAAAAUCCCCCAUCAGAUGACGAUACUUUGAAAGGUGUUGGCCAUGAAAUGCCCAAGUUUGAAACCUAA